CUCUUCCUGUUCUCGGCUUCCGUCCUCUCAGCUUCCACAUUGCACCCCCACCUGCCAGAGUUGAGACUCCCAGGCGCUGCCUAGCUUUGAGUCGGCCCUCAACCCCUCUGGCUGCAUAAGUCUCCUGACCCCCAGUGAGAGAAGAGGUGGGUCCAGGUCUCUUAAGAGCUGACGGUUGGGGGCAUUGAGCCAACACACAGACUUGUGACCUCUGCCCCCCAAAGACACCUGCACUCUCCAUGCAGAGCCAAGAUGGGGAAUGGAACCGAAGAAGAUUAUAACUUUGUCUUCAAGGUGGUGCUGAUCGGCGAGUCAGGUGUGGGCAAGACCAAUCUGCUGUCCCGAUUCACACGCAAUGAGUUCAGCCACGACAGCCGUACCACCAUCGGGGUUGAGUUUUCUACCCGCACUGUAAUGCUGGGCACCUCUGCUGUCAAGGCGCAGAUCUGGGACACAGCUGGCCUGGAGCGAUACAGAGCCAUCACCUCGGCGUACUAUCGUGGAGCAGUGGGAGCCCUCCUGGUGUUUGACCUAACCAAGCACCAGACCUAUGCUGUAGUGGAACGAUGGCUGAAGGAGCUCUAUGAUCAUGCCGAAGCCACUAUUGUUGUCAUGCUUGUGGGGAACAAAAGUGACCUCAGCCAGGCCCGGGAGGUGCCCACUGAGGAGGCUCGAAUGUUUGCAGAAAACAAUGGGCUGCUAUUCCUAGAGACUUCAGCACUGGACUCCACUAAUGUUGAGCUGGCCUUUGAGACUGUCCUUAAAGAGAUCUUUGCAAAGGUGGCCAAGCAGAGGCAGAACAGCACCAGAACCAAUGCCAUCGUCCUGGGCAGUGCCCAGGCUGGGCAGGAGCCCGGCCCUGGGGAGAAAAGGACCUGUUGUAUCAGCCUCUGAUCUUGGCCAUGGCCAACCCUGCCCCUCCUGGUUUUCUGGUAAUCCCCAUCCCCCACUGCAGGACCUUUCUCUGCCCUUUGGUUACCUUUCACAGAUACCCAGAAUCCUAGGGUCUUCAUGUCCCACCAUGCAUGUCUCUAUCAUCUGUCUACCCCCUCACAGACUAGGGCCCUCCAAUAAAGCUGUUUUGUACCAAUGCCUG
This is a messenger RNA of Castor canadensis (American beaver), 1096 nucleotides long. RefSeq names its product RAB25, member RAS oncogene family (gene Rab25). Lineage: Eukaryota; Metazoa; Chordata; Mammalia; Rodentia; Castoridae. The record is from RefSeq and is a predicted model, not a curated record. Gene Ontology annotation, molecular function: GTPase activity; GTP binding.